This is a messenger RNA of Grammomys surdaster, 1741 nucleotides long. It is a transcript of the gene Dera, whose product is annotated as deoxyribose-phosphate aldolase. Gene Ontology annotation, molecular function: deoxyribose-phosphate aldolase activity. Lineage: Eukaryota; Metazoa; Chordata; Mammalia; Rodentia; Muridae. Bases 57 to 1013 code for a protein of 318 amino acids. The transcript has 9 exons. Gene Ontology annotation, cellular component: cytoplasm. Gene Ontology annotation, biological process: deoxyribonucleotide catabolic process; carbohydrate catabolic process. The record is from RefSeq and is a predicted model, not a curated record.
AAGGCCUGGCCUGUGUGUCGCCCUGGAGCAAGAGUUGGCUUUCUGCGGUGGCUACUAUGGCUGGGCACUGCCGGGGCACAGAGCUCGAUCUUAGCUGGAUCUCCAAAGUUCAAGUGAAUCAUGCGGCCGUGCUGAGGCGGGCUGAGCAGAUCCAGGCCCGCAGAAGCGUGAAGAAGGAAUGGCAGCCUGCGUGGCUCCUGAAAGCUGUCACGUUUAUAGACCUUACCACGCUCUCUGGCGAUGACACGUUUUCCAAUGUUCAACGGCUCUGUUAUAAAGCCAAAUAUCCCAUCCGGGCAGACCUCUUAAAAGCUUUAAAUAUGGACGACCAAGACAUCACCACAGCUGCAGUCUGUGUUUAUCCCGCCCGAGUGUGCGAUGCUGUGAAGGCCCUGAAGGCUGCAGGCUGCAGCAUUCCUGUGGCAUCAGUGGCCACUGGCUUUCCAGCGGGACAGACUCAUUUAAAGACUCGGUUGGAAGAGGUCAGGCUGGCGGUGGAGGACGGAGCUACUGAAAUCGAUGUCGUCAUUAACAGGACCUUGGUGCUGACUGGCCAGUGGGAAGCCCUCUACGAUGAGAUCACUCAGUUUCGAAAGGCCUGUGGAGAGGCCCAUCUCAAAACCAUCUUAGCUACAGGAGAACUUGGCUCUCUCACCAACGUCUACAAAGCCAGCCUGGUAGCAAUGAUGGCAGGAUCAGAUUUUAUUAAGACCUCGACUGGAAAAGAAACAGUAAACGCCACCUUCCCGGUAGCCAUCGUAAUGCUGCGGGCCAUUAGAGAUUUCUUCUGGAAAACUGGAAACAAGGUAGGCUUUAAGCCUGCAGGAGGCAUCCGCACUGCAAAGGAGUCCCUUGCCUGGCUCUCUCUGGUAAAGGAGGAACUGGGUGACGAGUGGCUGACUCCUGACCUCUUCCGGAUAGGCGCCAGCUCUCUGCUUUCAGACAUCGAGAGAGAGAUUUACCAUCACGUGACUGGACGACACGCGGCCCAUCAUGAUCUUCCAAUGUCUUAGGUCAGCAGCCAGCCCAGAAAAGCAUCUUGCAACAAAUUGUUCCAAAAAAAAAAGUUUUUGCAUAAUGGCUAAGAUUAUGUAAUUUCAGAACAGUCAACUGACUUCCCCCUCCCCCCUCAUUAAAAUCUCCCCUGAAAUCAACUCAGAACAAUAAAGGAAACAAACCGCUUGACUCUGAAUGCGGAUUCAGAUCAAGGAAGGUUGAAAUGGUCUUCGUUACCAGGAGGUCGCAUUUAUUAAUUUUGUGGAGAUCUCCUCUGGAAAACUCAGAAUAAAAUGUUUCUGAUAGCCUGUACUGCAGAAAAUUCUGAAGGGAAAAUAAAGUGAAAUUGCCUGAGAUCUGAGAUUCUAGGGCAGGCAGGGGUCUUGGAGGGAAGGGUGCUUGUUACCAAACCUGGCACCCUGUUCAGCUCUCAGUAACUACAGGGUAGACAGGGAGAGCGGACUCCAAAGGGUGUCCCUCUGACGUCCACACACGCAUGUCCCCUACCUCUGAUGCAUAAUAAAUACAUUUUUAAAAUGUGAUAAAAAUGAAAAUGGGUGCUAUAGCAAAGGAAGUUGUGCCCCCCUGUGCUGCCUCCCAGUGUGGCGCCCUGCCCCAGGUAUCCACCUGACUCUCUGUGCUGAAGGGAACACUUUCAUUAAUUGUUUUGCUAAUGAGAUUGUGUUGUUGUUGCUAGAAAAUGUGACUAUCACUGAAUUUUUAAAUACAAAAAUCUCUGUGCUUA